AUGGCAUCAAAUAAUUCAGGUGUUUGUAAUGGAAGAGGUCAUUGUAUUGAUUACAAUCAUUGUUCCUGCAAUUAUGGAUACUCAGGAAUUGGCUGUGAACUGUAUUCUUGUUACGGAAUUUCUGCAAAUAGCUCACGAGUUUGUUCGGGAAGAGGAACUUGUAGUUUAUCGGAUAGUUGUAUUUGUCAAAAUCACUACACUUUCCAACAAGACUGUUCAGUUACAACUUGUAAUGGAGAGUUCAGUAACUCUUCGAAUGUUUGUAGCUCACAUGGACAAUGUAUUUCUUACAAUCAUUGCAAUUGUUCUGAAAAUUAUUAUGGAAAUAAUUGUGAAAUGUUCAAAUGCUUUAAUAUUCCAGCCAAUGACUCAUCAGUUUGUUUUGGAAAAGGAAAUUGUUCGGAUUACAAUACUUGUAAUUGUGAAUUGAAUUAUUAUGGACUUGAUUGUUCAGAAAAAAUUUGUAAUGGUACAUUGAGUAGUAAUUCAUCUGUUUGUAGUUCAAGAGGUUCCUGUGUUGCAUUUGAUUUGUGUAAUUGCACUGAAAAUUACUUUGGUGAUUGGUGCGAAUUGACUACCUGUUUUAAUACAUCAUCUGAAGAUGCAAGUGUUUGUUCUGGUAAGGGAGUUUGUGUUAAUUUUGAUACAUGUACAUGUCAAUCAGAUGCUUAUGGAUCUAAUUGUUCAGAAUAUGGUUGUUUCGGAGUGAUGAAUUCAGAGCCAAAUGUUUGUAGCUCAAGAGGAGCUUGUUUGAAUACUGACAGAUGUAAUUGUUCAGAUAAUUACUUUGGAAAUUACUGUCAAUUAACAACAUGCUUUGGAAUUACAUCCAACGAAAGCAUUGUGUGUAGUGGAAUGGGAGAUUGUAUUGAUUUUGAUAUGUGUCAAUGCCAAACUGGUUUUUAUGGAGACGUAUGUGAAUCUCACUCUUGUUUUGGAAUACUUUAUAAUAAUGAAACAGUUUGCUCUAGUAACGGAAAUUGUACUCAACUGAACCAUUGUGAAUGUAACUCUAAUUUUACUGGAAUUCAAUGUGAAACUCUCAUUGUAAUUCCUGAUCCUGUUGUAAACAUUACAAUGAAUGAAACAAUCGUAACAAACACCAUGAACGAAACUUCAACUUUAAACAUCACCCUUCCAUUGAAUGAAACAAUAGAAAGUAACGUGACCAUUAUCUUGAACGAAACCUUGAAUGCAACCUUGAACGAAACUGUGGUUGAUAAUUCUACCUUUUUAAACGAAACCCUUGAAUCAAACAAUACCUCUUUGAUUGAAAAUACUACAAGAUUGAACGAAACAGUGAAUGCUACAUUAACUACCAAUGAAACAAUUAAUGCUAAUGUGACUAUUUCGAAUCAAACAUUGAUUGCCAACGAAACAAUUCUAGAUAAUGUGACUAUUACUAAUAACAUAACAACAGUGAUUAGCGAGAACGUAACAUUGAUUGACAAUACUACAGGAUUGAACGAAACAGUGAAUGCUACAUUAACUACCAAUGAAACAAUUAUUGAUAAUGUGACUAUUUCAAAUGAAACAUUGAUUGUCAAUAAGACAAUUAUAGAUAAUGUGACUAUUACUGACAAUAUAACAAUCAUAACAAAUGAAACUAAUAUUGAAAAUAGUCAAACAGUUGUAAACGAAACAAGUGUCAGCACUCCUAAUAUUACUCUGACUAAUGAUACAAUAGUGAAUAACGAAACUACAAUUGCAAACGAGACAUAUCUUAACGAAACUAUGAUUGAUGUAAUUCCAAUAAUUGAAAACGACACUAUUCUUUGUGAAAAGAAGUUGAAUUGUUCCAAUCAUGGUGAUUGCCUUUAUACUGGAAAAUGUAGAUGUUACACUGAUGAUUCGAAUGGUUAUUGGUCAGGAGAAAGUUGUGAUACUUGCUUAUUUGGAUUUUAUGGAGAUUCGUGUAGAUUCAGACCUCCAGUUGCAAUUAUUGCGGCUACUGAAGAAGUUUAUAGCUCUUGUGAUGACAUUUUGAUUGAUGGAAGGUCAAGUUAUUCAUUUGAUGGAACUGAUUUGAAUUUCUAUUGGAAAUUGAUUGAUUCAGAUACUUUACAAGAAGUUUCUUCAAAUCAUUCAAAUGUUGCAUUAUUAAGAUUGAAAGGAAAUAUUCCACAUGGUAAUUAUUUCAUAUCUCUCCAAGUAGAAAGUACCACUUUGAAUCAAAAUAGCUCCCUAGUUUAUUCCAACAUCUUUAAAAAGUCAAAAGUUCCAAUUCCUGUUGUAAAUUUGAUCGAUAACACCAUUGAAAAGUUUACAAAUCAAUUCCCUCUAACAGCCAAGAAGACACUUACAGAAUCUGCAUGUGCUUAUGAAAAAUCCAUCAUAGAAUGGUCUCAAAUAAGUGGCCCACCAAUCAAUUAUCAAGUUGACCAAUAUUUCAAUCUUUACAUUCCAUCUAUGCUCAAUUACGGCAAGAACUCAUUCACAUUCCAAGUAACUGCCUAUUAUCCAUCUUCUCCUAAAUUUAACGCUACUCAAACACUUAUUAUCAAGACCAAAUCCACAGAUUUAAGUCUUGAUCUUAUACAAACCACAGCCACAGAAACAUCUACAAAUUUGGUUGUAAAAUUUGUUGAUCUAGAAUUGAAUGGAGAUGAGGAAACUUGGAAAUGGAGUUGUUUGGAUAAUAACAAUACGAAAUUGAUGCUUUUCCUUAGUGAUAUUUCUCAAAGAAAAGUUGAUGAUAUAACUUUUGAUUCUUCUAUUUUCGGAAGUGAAAUACCAAACUCUAUUGAAUUAACUCUACAAGUCUCCAAAUCCUAUAACAGAAGUAUUGAAAAAUCAACAAUUAUCUACUUUAAUGCAAUUCCUCCAAUUGUCUCGAUUGUUUAUACUGAACCAAGUACAAGCUUUGUUCUUCCAGGUCAACAACUUUUCUUACAAACAUUUAUUGCCAACAAUCAACAAUCAAAUUUGACAGUUUUCCUUAAUGGACAAGUUAUCGGUGUGUACGAUAAGACAGGUCUGAUAAUAGACACUUCCAAUUUGGAACAAGGUUCACAAAACACAAUCACCAUUCAAUCAUACGAUCCUGCAACUGGAAAGAUCUUUACUACCACCUAUACCUUUAAUGUAGCUUCAAAUCCUAAACCUUGUAAAUGUUCUAUCACUCCAUCUAUUGGUACUGCUUUAGAAACAGACUUUGAUUUUUACUGUGCUAAUUGUAAAACAGAUAUUAUUGAUUAUCAGUAUGGAUUUGUGGAUGACAAGUCAGGUGUUAAGAUUUCAUUAAGAAAGGAAGAAGUAUAUUCAUCCAAGUUACCUGCACCAUAUUAUGGAUCUACAGUCACUUGUUAUUUCGAUAUUAUUGAUACUUCAACCAAUGCCUAUUCGACAGUCUAUGUAAAUGUCACUGUGGAGGCUCCAACAGUUUCAACUAUUGAUCAAUUACAGAAUUUGGUGGAAAUUUGGGAAUCUAGAAGUAAUCAAUAUAUUUUGGAUGGCGAAUUUAGUAAGGGAAUUUAUCAAUCAGCAACAACUUCAAGAACCGACUCGGUUUUAAUGAGAUCAGCUAUUUCAUCAGCAAUUUCAACUCGUGCCUCUAAUAUUGUUUGUGGAAAUGGUGUUGAAAUUUCUGGUAUUUGUAAAUGCUUUGAUGGUUAUGUUGGACAAUACUGUGAAAGAUCUAUCAAAUCCUUCUCAAAUAUUCAGUCAACCAAGAUUCAAGUCUUGCGUCACCUUUCCUUAAUUGGAAACAACACUUAUGAAGAAAGCAUGAAUAGCGAUUAUUUGUCAUUGUUAACAUUUGCAGUUGACUCUAUUCUCAUCAAUUAUCCAUUCCUCAAAUCUGAAACUAUCCACGAAUCUCUCACAACUUUCAACAAUUUCCUGGUCAAAGGUUUAAUUAAUUCCAAUCUCAGACUUUCCUCAGGUGCUGAUCUUUUACUUUCUUCAUGUCUUGAUUCUGCUUACAAGUACAUUAUUGACAAACAAUAUCUCACUGACCAAACAACCAAUUCUAAUAAGUUACUCCGCUCUGUCAAACUUUCUUCCUAUUUACAAGUAAGAAGUGUUCCAGCAGGAAGAGGAAGAAAAACAAUGACUGGACCUUUCUUCUCAAUUGUUUUAGGAAAGAGUUUCUUCCAUGAUUAUGAGACCAAAGUUCAAGAUCCGCAUUCUAUGGUUUCUGUUGAAAUGGAAAACGGAUUCUUUGAUAAUUCUGCUAAAUAUUCGUUGAAUAUUUUAUUGAAACAGUUCAUGUAUGUCUUAACAGUGACAGACGAUAUUUAUUCAUUGAAUAAGAAAUUGGUAGAAACUGAAACAGUUGAUUCGAACACAAAAAAGAGAUCCAAUUUAAUAUCAAAGAUUGUUUCCAUCGAAUAUUUGGAUUCUCCAUCUGCAAUGAAUGAAGAAAAUUUAAUUUAUUCAAUUCCUGUCGAAUAUGCAACAAAUAACGAUAGUACACCUUUAGGAUUUUUAGAAGAACGCACAAUUUCAUUCAGUUAUUCAUGUGGAGAUUUUCUAGAUGGAAAUUCAAAUAUGCAAUCAAAUUGUGAAAUCGUUUCAAUUCAAGAAAAAUCUAUCAAAUGCCGUUGCAAGAGAUUUACUAAUGUUUUUGUAAUCCAAACAGCCACAAUAACUACUCAAUCAUAUGGACAAUAUGUUGCUAUUGGUGGUGCUACAUUUGUCAUUUUACUAUUAAUUUCCAUCAUUACCCUUAUUACCCUUAUUUGUGUAAGAAGAAGGAAACGUAAACAACAAGCAAGAAGAAUGGUCAUGAUGGAAGCUUCCAAAAUCCAAGAUAUUAUUCUUGAAAAUCGUGAAGCAUAUUCUGGAUUGGACAAUUACGAUUAUCCAGAAACACAUUCAUCAGGAAAUCGUUCUGACGAUGAUCCAUUCAUGAUUUACAAACCAAUGAUGAAUGCAAAUGGAAGAAAUACACAUUAUGCACUUCGGACACACUCUUCUGAUAUCGAUCUCUUACAAAUUAAUAAGAUUAAGAGACAUCAAGUAGCUCCAGAAGAUUACUUCCAAGCAGCUCUGGAUAAAGCACACGAAAUGAACGAAACUUCAUCAAGUAGAAGCGGAUCCAAUGAUUCACCACGUAGAUUAUUAGGAGAUUCAACAUCAGAUGUCUAUGCUGGUAGAGUUAGAUCUGGAAGUGCUAUUAGUGUUGGAAUUAUUUGGGAUUUGAAAGAACCAAUUCUUCCAGAAGGUGGACAUUCAUCUGAUAAUGAAAGUUCCCAAGGAUCUGCAGAACAAUGCAACACACCAAAGAAAUUUGAUGAUCACAUGAUUUAA
Naegleria gruberi is the source of this 5253-nucleotide messenger RNA. RefSeq lists its product as uncharacterized. Lineage: Eukaryota; Heterolobosea; Eutetramitea; Acrasida; Naegleriidae. Bases 1 to 5253 code for a protein of 1750 amino acids. The record is from RefSeq and is a predicted model, not a curated record. The transcript has a single exon.